Chelonus insularis is the source of this 513-nucleotide messenger RNA. RefSeq names its product 28S ribosomal protein S36, mitochondrial. The transcript is spliced from 4 exons. The record is from RefSeq and is a predicted model, not a curated record. Lineage: Eukaryota; Metazoa; Arthropoda; Insecta; Hymenoptera; Braconidae. The coding region runs from base 125 to 388 and encodes 87 amino acids. Gene Ontology annotation, biological process: 2-oxoglutarate metabolic process.
CCCCUACACUCAGGUAGCAGCUGAUAAUCAUAGAUGUGUGUGUAAAUUUUUUUUCUUAUCUUUAUCGAGGUUAAUCACUCGAAAUUGUUGUAUAAAUAAUUAAUAACUGGAAAAAAAUCAAGUAAUGAUGGCAUCGAAAGGAUGGAAGGUGGUUCAAGCUCAUAUACCAAUGAUUAAAUUCCGAAAAGGAGGAAAUAGAGCCACUGGAGUGACUGCAGCUACAUCUACAGGGUCAGGGCCGACUACACAUUUAAGUUCUAAAGGUGCCACAGGACCCAAUGUUACUGUCCUUCCAACAAUUGAAGAUUAUCAAAUUCCUGCUCGCUUUCAAAGAAGACCAAUUGAUGAAAAAGAAAUUGCAUAUAUUAAUCGAGGCGGUCCUGAAUAACGCGGAGAGAAUAACUUUUUCAAAUACUUUAGAUAUUAUUUAAUAUAAUUUACAUAAAUUAAAUAACUACGUUAAAUCUUCACUAGUAUUCAAUACUAAUAAAUGCUUAUAAAGUAAUAAAAAUA